This is a messenger RNA of Megalopta genalis, 3654 nucleotides long. NCBI's taxonomy places the organism in Eukaryota, Metazoa, Arthropoda, Insecta, Hymenoptera, Halictidae. The record is from RefSeq and is a predicted model, not a curated record.
AGAUUAGACUAGACUAGACUAGACUAGACUAGAUUAGACUAGACUAUAUUAGACUAGAUUAUUCAGUGAUAGUUUCAAAAUGAAUUCAGACUUUGAAGGCCUAAUCGCAGCUAGAUUUGAUGAGCCUAUUCCUAAGAGAAUAUAAUCUUUAUUGAUGAAGAUUCAAUUUUUUUAACAGAAAAAAUGAAAAUUUUAAGAAAUGUAGCAAAUAGAAUGCAACAGUUUAUUCGUAAAUCAUUAAGCGAGCAGUGAUCUUGAACUGCUACAGAUGUCUUCUGGUUCAAUGAUAAUAAUGUAAUAUGUAGAAAUAAUUUACACAUCAAUUUACAGAAGAAGUUCACAAGACGCACGAACAGAAUAAAGUGAAUUAAUAAAACAAUUUUGUGUGAACAUAUUCACAUAUUUGUUACUUGUGACUGUAUACAAUUAAAGAAAGGUGCUUUCCAAUCCUUUAGUUAGCUUUUUCAGAACUUUAGUUACAACUUUGCUAGAAUAACGACUUAUUACAAUGAAUUAAAGAAUUCUUACAGUAAGAGGUUUUGGACAUUUACAAUGUUAAAUACAUUGUUCCUGCGCCCUUAUCGACGACUGUACAUCAGUCAGGUUGCUAUCAGCGAGAAAUACAGGAAUCAAAAUUCCGACCCGAGUAGAUCCGAUUUUUAUUCAGCAAUCGUCGCGCCAGGCCCUAAAAUCGUCGCCGAUCGCCGAUUUCGCCACAGUCGAAACAAACCGCUAUCAAAUUCCAAUCACGCAUAAUCCCGAGGUCGUAUGCAGGUGAAAAUGGAGCACAAGGCGAACUGUCCAGUCAGUGUCACCUGGAAAACCGAAAUUCUACGGUGCUCUGACAGUCACGCUCUGUCUCUCGCAAAGUUUGGUGCGGUUUGAACCACUUUAUACCGCAAUUCCAACGCAACUACCAACAAAGUAGUAGUCUAACUUUUGCAGAUCGAUAUUUCCACAAGUGUAGGGAAAGAGCAACGAGAGAAAGCGCAACGAGGUUCCACGGGCAAAUGGUGUUUCUGAAAUUCAGUGCCAGCGGGUUUGUUAUAGUGUUCGCGCGGUUCCGCGAUGCAUGCGUGAUUCACGGAGCAUGAUUCCGUGGGUGUGACGACGUGUACAGGGUUUUCCGCGUUCCAUAUGCAGAAUGGCCAUUGGCUAAACGAUCAGUACCAUUUAAAUCGAAUAAGGUCGACCGAGGAAUACAAAUCGUCUCGUUAGUCGCGUUUUUCUCAUUUUCCUGGCGGACCAUCGGUGGUUGCACACGCCGGUUGUUGACGUGAUGGGAAUAUGAAAAGAAGAGACAUGUGCUUGACUGCUUCCUUAUCGAGCGGGUGGUAAACUGCUCCCCGACAGCACCCGUUUCCUUGUUUUUCUGGUUCUCACUGUUAUUCGAACUCCUUGCACGGUGUUAUCUUGUUCUGAAUGUGUCGAAUGCACCGUUUGGACACGUCUGCACUGGGGUUUCUAAAAUGAAGACACCAUUGAUCUCUUCAUUGCCAACCGGAUUAUUCCUCCUAUUCUUCGUUAGCCCCCUUCGAAGCGACCCUCAACAAACUCUAUGGUCAAAUUAUGCGAUUCAUCGGCCUAUAGAUCCUAGAUUGCAGUCGGUAGAAGUAUUUCCUGAUCAAUAUAGUGCACCAAGUAUUCAAAGGCCACCAUCAUACGCAGCUCAUUACGUAUCCCAAGAUGAUCCAAGCCAAUUUCGGAUCGAAACUUCAAGAUAUCUUGCGAAAACACCUGAAGCAAGGUAUCAGUCUAGAGAAGGAUACUAUGAUUAUCAAACUUUCACACCGAAAAAUGAGGAGAAGAAGGACAUUGAGGACUCAAAAUUUAGUUCGAGGGAGAAGGAGAUAGCAGAGAAUAUGAAAAUCCUUGAUCGAUUGCUGUCGGAGGAUUCUAGUGAGAAAGAUAUUGAUAAUUCAUUGGACGGGAAGAUAAUGUCUGAGGAGACGAAGAGAGUUGCUAGAGCGAUUCGCAAGCAGAAGCCGGGAUUCUUUUGGACACUCGCUAGAGUCACCUUCGAAACCUUCAACGACACAAAGUCAGCCAUUCAGCAGAUCAGCGACAUGAUCAACAAGAGCAUAGCGCCAGACUCGGUCACUCAAGGCUCUGUACCCAGAGCUUCUUUGACAGCUACUGCAGCUUCCACGUCUCCGAAGAACGCCAGUUCCACAAAUGCGACGGAAACGACAACCGUAACACCUACAACCACCACGGAAGAGAACUUCGUGCUGACCAGAAGUAGUCUACAGAGCUUGAUCAGGAGAAACGUCCUGGGUUUGGUAAAACUGUUCAAUAUCGAGUGGAGCGACGCGAUAAACCAAUCGGAGAUCAACGUCCAGCAAUUCCAAAAGGACUUGGGCAAGCAAGUUGGUUCCUACCUGCGUGACAACCCUAACGCAUACUGAGGCUCCUGAUAAUUCUGUGGACACUUUCUCCAUCACGUGGCUAAAGACUGAAUCUCUUCCAUCGAUUCCAUUUUUUAUUUAUAUAGAUAUCUGAUAAUGUACAAUUCGAAUUAAAGUUACUGCGAUCGACACACGAGGCACCGACUCGCCCGACAACCGGCAGCCGGCAGUCGAAGGCCACCCAAAUAGGUCGUUGCAAAACACAGAAAAGCCAGAGGUUCGCCCGGGUUACAUCACCAUUGAAGAUCAUCGUCCGAUAUUUAUGUAACUUAGCCCCGAAGUCGACCCACAUGCUGGCAAGACCUGCGGGCGAGAAUAAUCAGCGAGAAAGAGGACCGACUGGAUCAGACGCGAAUCGGAGAAGACCGAUUGCGGUAAGUAGAAAGCACCAUGUUGCCGUUUUCAAUUGGUCGACCGUCGGCGUGGGAUCUCCGGUCCCGGGUCUUUAUAUGUGGAUCACUGGCUGCAAUCCUCGCGAGUCCCGUGGAUCCUCGGAGGACGCAGGACAACGUGCCGGAUCUAGUGAACUAAUUUUGAACUUUCGUCGAGCCAGUGCCUUGUCCGGUGAGUGCCGUGAUCUGAAUCGUGUCACCGAUCGCCACUUUCCAGGCUUUGAUGUAUGCCUGGGAAUGCACCUGGCGAGCUGCAUCGAGCCGAGCUCAUUUGCUUUCAGAUUGGACUCAAUUAUAGCGCGCAAUUUCUUUCUUUAUUUCGUUGGAACGAUGGGGACCGGUUUAGCUUGCUUUGUGAGUCGGGAUUUAAUGAUGUAAAUUACUGUAAUUUUGCAAUAGGGUUGGUUGUUGACGCAUCGAAGAAAGUGCAGUAGCGACGUGCGUCGAAUGUUCAUGCGAAUUUAGAAUUUUGUAGGCUAAUUUGGAGACAAUGAGACUAAAUGAUGGUUUAGAGCUAGAAUGCAAAUUUUGUGCAUUUCUGAUGGAAAUGUAGAUUAAGUAAGCUAAUUUGGUGCAUUUUUGUUAAGAUCUUACUGUUACAGCAUAGAAAUUAAUAGAGUGCAAUAACGUCCGUAUAGCAUUGUCUUCUCAUCAAUAUUAUUAGAAUAGAUUCUAUGCAUUAUAAAAAAAAAUUGUUUGCACAGAGUCUGCAAUCUAGCAGUUAUAUCGAAUAAAAUUUGCAAUGAACUCUUUGCAUCAUUCUCUCUUAAAAAUUGUUAACAACUCAAUCUAGUUUUUCAGCAGAAUGUAAUUACUCUCUUGUGUUAGAAGAAAUAAAAAAAAAAGUAUUACAA